GAUUUUAAGACAGUGCUGUCUUUCCCCCAGUACCCAGGGGAGUUUCUGCACCCUGUGGUAUAUGCAUGUACUGCAGUUAUGUUGUUGUGCCUGUUUGCUUCCAUUAUCACCUACAUUGUCCAUCACAGCACAAUCCGAAUAAGUAGAAAAGGAUGGCACAUGCUUCUCAACUUUUGUUUCCAUACUGCUCUUACGUUUGCUGUUUUUGCUGGUGGAAUCAAUCGCAUUAAAUAUCCAAUUAUAUGUCAAGCUGUUGGCAUAGUGCUACAUUAUUCUACACUCUCUACUGUGCUAUGGAUUGGAGUAACUGCCAGAAAUAUCUAUAAGCAAGUCACAAAAAAACCUCAGCCAUGCCAAAACAGUGAUCAACCUUCUUAUCCAAAGCAACCACUGCUCAG
Molecule: messenger RNA, 398 nt
Organism: Pterocles gutturalis (yellow-throated sandgrouse)
Lineage: Eukaryota; Metazoa; Chordata; Aves; Pterocliformes; Pteroclidae
Product: probable G-protein coupled receptor 123
Exons: 3
Biological process (GO): cell surface receptor signaling pathway; G protein-coupled receptor signaling pathway
Cellular component (GO): glutamatergic synapse; plasma membrane; postsynaptic density
Molecular function (GO): G protein-coupled receptor activity
Source: RefSeq, a predicted model, not a curated record